Messenger RNA from Entamoeba invadens IP1, 1662 nucleotides. RefSeq names its product U3 small nucleolar RNA-associated protein, putative. Gene Ontology annotation, biological process: maturation of SSU-rRNA from tricistronic rRNA transcript (SSU-rRNA, 5.8S rRNA, LSU-rRNA). The record is from RefSeq and is a predicted model, not a curated record. Gene Ontology annotation, molecular function: protein binding. The transcript has a single exon. Lineage: Eukaryota; Evosea; Mastigamoebida; Endamoebidae. Gene Ontology annotation, cellular component: 90S preribosome; nucleolus; small-subunit processome. Bases 1 to 1662 code for a protein of 553 amino acids.
AUGGACAAAGACGAGAUACAAACCAGUCAUAUUUUAAAAGAAAAUGCAAUUAAUGAAAAACAACAAAGAACCAUAUACAAUUUCAAGAAGAGUUCUGCUCUGAAUCAAACAUUGAAUCACAUAGCGCAGAAAGAAACUGCAUAUAAACUUGAUCACUCAUCCAAACGAACGCUCACAAAUUAUUUGCAACCAAAAGAGACGGAAAAAAUCGCUCCAAUGAAAUAUGACAUUGCUGAUGUUAUGCCAUACUUAGACAGACAGACAAAGGCAAAAGUGAUCACAUUGAGCUUGGCAAGUGGCCCUUAUAUGACCCGGUUUACUGGAAAUGGGUCGCAUCUUGGUAUAUGUGGAAAGUAUGGCCACAUCGGUGUGAUGAAGUGGAAGCAGCAAGAGUUAGUCUCUGAAUUUGUAGCAAGUGAACAAUGUAAUGAUUUCACCUUUCUCCACACGUUCCACAUGUACGCUGUCUCGCAGAAAUAUCUUCACAUCUAUGAUGAUUCGACCACUAACCUCCAUACCCUGAAACAAUUCUACAACCCUAAAUAUUUGCAAUUUUUGCCGUACCACUUUCUCUUGGCUAUCGACUCCAUUCGAGACCAACAGCCUGUUCUCUCAUGGCUUGAUGUUUCGAUUGGAGAAAUAGUAGCGCAGCGUUACCCCAAAUCAAUUGUCACCUCAAUGGUACAAAACCCGUACAAUGCAGUGAUCAUCGAAGGGCACCGAUCAGGUGCAUUGACGAUGUGGACCCCCAAUAUGGAAGAACCGAUUGUUGCAUAUGCGACAGGUUCUGAACCAAUUACUAAACUUGCUUCAACACGAGAUGGCAGACGAUUAGCGAUGACUAUUGGGAACGAUGUCCGAUUUUUCGAGACACGAAUGUUGAAAGAAAACACAUCACUCAGAAUACCAUGUGAUGAGGUGGUGAAUCGCGUUGCCUAUUCUCAGCGCGGGUUGUUGGCGAUGAGUCAUGGGUCUGUUGUUGAUGUUUAUAAUGAAAACUUGCAGUUGGUAGUCAGUCAACGGCCAUGUUUGUCGCCAUCGGACAUGGUUGCUGAUAUUGCGUUUUGUCCAUUUGAAGAUUUCUUGGCUGUUGGGAGGUACAAGGGUGUAAGCACGUUGCCGAUUCCAGGUUCAGGUUCGAGUGCAUUUGAUAUCAGAGAACAAAACAUCUAUGAAGGGGAACGUGCGUUCACUGAAAGAGAAGUCCGCAAUUUGCUUGAAAAGAUCCCUGCGGAUAUGAUAACGAUGACCCCAGACAUUGUCGGAAAGAUGAGAACCGACAAAGAAAAAAAUUUGAUGGAAGACAUGUUCGUUAAUGAAAUGCGUACUGAACUUGAACAAGAAUCUAAACUUCAAAAGGACCUACAUGUUCAAAAGGUGAAAGGAGAAACACGACCAAAAUCGAUGAAAGAAAAAAUUCUUAUCAAACGAUUGAAAAAGUUUGAAACCAUCAAAAAUGAAAGGAAACUUUUGGAAAAGCCAACUCAACAAUUAAGAAUGUACAGAGACCCAAGAGCCCCACAAAAACCAGUCGAACAAUCUUCAGCACUUGAUAUCUUUGGAAAGAGACAAAAACAGGCCGAUUUUGUACAACAAUUGAAGGUAAAAGCUGCAAAAGAAAGCAGUUCAAAACCACUUUCCCUUGACAACACAAAACACUAG